CGGGCGCGCGUCGCGGGCUGAGGCGGAGGGACGGGGCAAGAUGGCGGCGCCCGUCCUGCUGCGGGUGUCGGUGCCGCGCUGGGAGCGGGUGGCGCGGUCCGCCGUGUGCGCCGCCGGCAUCCUGCUCUCCCUGUACGCCUGCCACCUGGAGCGCGAGAAGGGCCACGACAGCCACUACCAGGCCCUGUGCGACCUCAGCGAGCGGGUGCGCUGCUCCGCCGCCAUCACCUCCAGAUGGGGUCGAGGAUUCGGUCUGUUGGGUUCCAUCUUUGGAAAGGACAGUGCAAUAAAUCAGUCAAACAGUGUUUUUGGCCUCGUGUUUUAUAUACUACAAAUGCUACUUGGUAUGACAGCAAGUGCAGUAGCAGCUCUAAUCCUCAUGACAUCCUCCAUAGUGUCUGUAGUAGGGUCACUGUACUUGGCAUACAUUCUGUACUUCGUGCUGAAGGAGUUUUGCAUUGUCUGCGUGCUCACAUAUUUGCUGAACUUCAUUCUCUUUAUCAUCAACUACAAACGACUAGUUUAUUUGAACGAGGCCUGGAAGAGGCAACUCCAACCCAAACAGGAAUAACCCCUGUUGGAACUUUUGACUGACAGUCUGAAGACCCAACUUCCAUUAAGUUUAUUUUGCAGUAAUUUUUUUAUUCUCCAUAUCAGACACUUUUCCCUACCCCCCCACCCUGAGAAUCAUAAAGGAAAUUUGGAAUUAUAAAUUUGAAGGGGCCCCAGAUAAUUUCUCUGUGCUAAUCUUCAGUUUCAAUGCGGUUAUGAAAGAAAGCUCUAUAACAAUCAAAGACAAGCUUUAACUUUACUUUGAAGGAGUUUUAGCCACAGCAAAACCUAGACUCUCUCUCUUCCCCCUCACUUGUGAAGUGGGUAACACUUGCUAUAAAAUAUCCUGUAUAUAAAUUCAGGUAUAACAAGAUGUGAUCAUGACAUGAAAUAUUCUAGACUAGCAUCACCAUAUUUAAUGUUGCCAUUGUUUACAGUAUGUGUAUUACUUUUUUUUCUUCCUUUUUUUUUUUUUUUUUUUUUUUUUUUUUUUUUUUUUUUUUUUUUUUUUUUUUUUUUUUUUUUUUNUUUUUAGCUGAUGGACUUAGAUUUGACUAAGACUUAUACUGUAAAUAAAAUUAGAACUCUUGGUUUCGUCCCUGGAGAACUCACUGUCCCAUGGGUUUGGUUAGGAGCUGUCAGAGGGCUCAGCUCACAUUCGACUGACACGAUGGAAGAAGUGACCUCUAAAGAACAUGGAGUUGCUGCUCUCACUGUUGUGCUCUCACAAGAAUGAUGCUUGGGGUUGGUUCCAUUUUUUCUUCUUUUUAUUUUUUUUUUUGUCUCCAGUAACAAAAAUGGAAUUAAAGCUGAAACCUGAAAUAUGUUCAUUAAACAACAACCUCAUUAAUUUCUGUACAGAACGAAAAUAGCUUCGUGUGGUCAAUCCAAAGCUGCCACCAGGAUGUGRUUUGCAGAUUGGGGGUUGGUGUAUUGAAAUGUUCUUUGAAAGGACUCCAUUUCCAUGCAGAGCUGUUCCAUUUGACGCUGUGGUCAGCCAGMCAGUGUUACUGAUGUUUGAUGUUCGAUGAAUGCUGCAGUAUAGAAUUGCAAUUUGCAGUGGAAACCACUGACUGUGCAGGAUAACSAAGCAGUGCACUGAAAAAGCAGUUCCUUGAUUGAUCUGGUCAGGAUCUUUGGUUUGUGCUAUAUUGGGAGAUGAACUUUAGGCCUGACACACACACAUAAGAUCUCUUGGAAGGGCAACCUGGUUAAUGGGAUAAGUAAGUCAAUGUGYUCCUGAAAAUGAAAUGUGAUCUAAUGCUAUCAUUGCUCUUUCUAAGAACUAAUUGGGAAAAAAAAUAUUAAACUGCAGAUUUAAACAAAGGAACAAAAUUGUACAUGUUGUUUCUGCACUCAGUAUUCUAAGGCUGAAUGUUAAAAGUGCCUUCUGUCUUCAAAUCUUAAGCCAAAUACUUUGUGUUGAACUUGGCAGGCAGAAGUGUCCUUGCUUUAAAAAUGAACAAACAAAAUUCCCAGCAAACUUGCUGGGGAUAGAAGAGUAUUAAGAGAUCUGUUUUUAGUUUUUAGACUGAGAAGUGGUAGCAGURUUGUUUUCAGUUUAAUUUAAAAGGUUGAUGUGAUUUGGAAAAGUGAAAUACUUGUGUUUCAGACUGUGUGACACUGAAAUGUGUGGGUUCAGCUACUUUCUGUAAUUGGUGCUGUGCUGCUUUUUGCCCUUGUCAAAUCRAAAUAUGAAGAAUUCCAACUGCAUACCCAUUUUAUUUAAAGAACUAUUUUAACUACUUUCAGCAGUUUCUUUCUCAAACAUGAUUGUCAGAGAGACACUUCCAUUGUAUGUGGAUUUUAAACACUAAGGAUAAACUUGACAGUGAAACAAGCAGUGUUUCCAUAGAGCAAAACACAUUUUGAGAUUGAAUUCACAAAACCAAUAUUUCAAUUCAAAUAAUUCUCUAGUUUCGUACCAAGGAUGGAGGUGGAAACUGCUUUUCUGUAUCGAGUUCUGUGGUGUGAGUAACAUCUGUUGCAUGUAACACUAAAUGACUUGUCCCUCGUCUGACAGUUUUAGCCAACAAUUCAUUAAAUACGUUUUGUAUUGACCAGAGUACAGUUAAAGCUUGUCUUGAUGUUUAGUUGUGUCUCUCAAAUGCCUUCCACUUUGAUAUGAAGGGGAAUGAAUUCUGUUGAAUUGGUCCCUCAAGGCCUGGCUUUGUUCUCUCCCAAGCCUUGAGGCAGUAUCAGUGUUUAAUGUGUUGUACAGAUUUUUAUUUUGAUGCAUUCCUGUGAUCUCCACUAAAGGCAUCUUUUUUUUCAUCCAAGGAAGAGGUGAACACGUAAAGUGCUCCUAUCUCAGAACAAGCAGCCAUGGAGACAAGUCUGAGCAAUGAGUACUUGGUUCGAUUUCUGGGGAAAAAAAAAAAAAAAAGAGGAAAAAAAAAAGCCCCAUCAGCUGAAAGUAUUGGUGUUGACUUAAUUUCACUGUGUCUUGUGCUUGUUUGUGUGGGCAUAGUCUGUUAAUUCAGUUUGUUUAGUAAAAAUGUUUAGGGCCAGAUUUUCAGCAGUGAUGUCUGCAGUCCUUUGUGUGCACAUAGGGAUCAAAUGGAGCUGGAGUUUGGGCUCUGGCAGAUUUUGCAGCUACACUUUGUGCACAAACUUURUGUGAAUCUGAUCCUUAAUUGUGAACUCUCUUGUCUUGUAUGUUUUCCUCGCAGUUACUUUUUACUGGAAGUGAUUUGCUAGAAACGGCCCUGAUUUCUUCUGUUUCUUGUGCUUCAAAAAUGCAGUUGGCCUGAAUAAAGGGGCAGAAUAAGCUUAGCAGUAGAAAUUUGGACCUUUCUGCUUCCAGUUGUUUUGACUCUACCCUCGUUGCUCCCAAUGAUAGGAACAGCAUCUUUCUUYCAUUAAAAUGGGUUGUGAUGUGAUGGAAAGCAGCAGUGCGUUGUGCAGCUGUGCCCCUCUGCCUGCCCCAGCCAAAACACGUGCUUGGGUCUGGUCUCACCCUUACAAAUCCAAAGGCAAAUCCUAAAAAAUCUCAAGGAUGCAGGAGGCUGGGUAAAGGCAGGUAAAUAAUGCUUGGGCUGGUAAGAACAGGGGGGUGUUACACAGAUCCUUGUGUGGUUUCAACACUCAGGAAAAUGGAGGGGAUAAAAUUCACAAUAUCCAAACAGUGCUUCUGAAUUUGGGCUCUUCUGCCCCUCUUUGGCACUCAGAAUUCCUUUUGGAUCACGGAAUAUUCUGAGUUGGAAGUUCCACGGCGAGGGGUGGAUUGGAAAUUCAAAAGAACCUCRUCCCAAAACCUCCUUAGGAAUUAAACAUUCCUGAAAUCCUCUUACUGUAAGGUACUUGCUACUCUUUAAGACCAACAAAGCAUUCAAGUCUCAUGGAGGAAGUUAAUAUUCUUGGAAGUAAAAUAUUUGUGACGCUGAGGCCAACGAAACAUUCCUGACCACCUUUGAGAUCUGAAGUGACGACAAAUCUCCYGUGAGGAGGUUUCUGAAUGCUGCAGUUUGUGUUUGCUGCUGUACAGAGUUUCUCAGCUGUUCCAGGAGGUUGGUGAGGUGCUUCAGGCAGCACUCAGCUCCUACUGGAUGUGGGCUAAAGUCAGAGGUUGGAUGGCUUUGGUUCUGCCAGUGUUGUUGAAACUGGUCCAGAAAAGAUGAAGUAUUCUGUUCCCAUAAAACUGUAUUAAGCAUGGCCUAAGUAUUAGGUGUUUGUUCUGUAUAGUAUGUUCCAUCAAUUAUUUAUUCCUAGUGCUUUYAACUCCCAAUCAAACACCCAAUUAAAAUGCAGUCAUUGGGCAGAUGUUCCUUUUCUCAAUAUAGGCUGAGAGAUUAUUGGAGGUUUAGGAUACAAUUUUGCUAACAGGUUAAAAAAAAAACAAACAUGUAAAUAUGUACGAAUUCUAUUUGUUGCACAUAACUUUUUUGGUAUAUAUAUAAAAAACAAAAAACCCAACAAAAAUAAAUGUAGAAAUUACCUGUGGAUGUCUUGCUGCAAUCAUUCUUAUGCUGCAUUCAUGCAGUCCAAACAUAAGAGCUUGAAUGAACCGAACCAGAGGCCUUUUUGGACUCAGUCUGAGCCUUAGAAACUGUUUUUAAUGUCAGUACUGUAAUUCUGUUUCUAGAAAUUGUACUAAGUCGUGUGUUUUUGUUUUUUUUUUCCGAGACAUUGUGUGUGUGUUUAGCAGUAGAGCGGUUAAAGCACUUGAUUCCCCCCCAGAUCCCAGUUUUCCCAGUAGAAUUCCCGCAGCUUUGUGUCUGGCUGAGCGUUGUGUGUAAAGGCUGAGCAGCAUUGACUUGAGGCUUUCACUGUUUACAGUUCUUUAAGCAAAAAAAAAAAAAAAAAACAACCCAACAUUGUGAUUUUGAUUUCUUUCUGCUUUAUUGGGUCUGUGGGUCGGCUCAAAGCCAUCCCACAGACCACAAAAUCCCUGGAAACUGCUGGAUGUGUCCCUGGAUUUGGGGAGGGAGCUGCUUUGGKGCAGGGUUGGGUUUGUGAUUGCACUGAACUGUUCAGAACAAGCAGGAAUUAACCCUCAAAUCUGUGCUCCCUCAAAAAGUUUCGGGGGAGUGAGCUGAGCCCAGGUUUGUAAGGAGUGAACAAUGUCAAAUCCUCAUCUGUAUUUUGGUCAUGUCUUGAAAAUUGGGGAAGAAAAUGAGUUUUUAAAGAAUGAUGUCUAUAAAGAUGGAGAAGUUGAGCUGACUUUCCAACAUUGCUAGUGGGCUUAAAUAUUAUAAUUGUUUAUGCCAUGGUUUGUUUGAACAAGUGCUUUUUACUGUGCAUAAGAGUUUAUAUUCUGGGGUUUUAGUUAGGGAGGAAAUCUAGACCUAGCACCAUGUGAGAAAUGCUGUAAUACGUUAUUUCUUUUCCCUUAAAAACACCAGAAAAUUAUUGUGAAGUCUGCAGUGAACAUCUGUGUCCUUAUUUUGCCGUGGCAAAGUGGAAAGUGGUGUUGGUUCCUCAUGUCCCACCUCUACAGGGAACAGAAUUUGGCCACCACACAGCAUAAAAGCAAAUAUUUCCUUUUUAUGAUCAGAUUUGGUCACUUUGCUGAGACACUCACACCAGAGCCAGCUGCAGAACAGGGAGUCACGGCAACAGUUGCACCCAGAAUCUGUGAAUUCCAGUAACCAAACUCUGUAAUUGUAACUUCCCAAAUUCACUGAGCAACCUCUGAUGAUGUUGYUCUGCUGCUUUUGGGCCAAGUUUGCAGACUUAAAUAUUCUGAGCUCUUCUGUGAGUGUUGCUGUGAGCCAGAACAGUCCCUGAGGCUGAUGUGCAGCCCAAAAGGGCCAUCACCUCUGAAUUUACAGCUGGCCCUACCCCACAGGGCUCCAGGCCACUCUCAGAAAGAUUUAGAACCAAAUUCCCCUCUGGGCUGCUCUGACUGUGGUGAYAUUUCAUAUGAAGGAAGCCCUUGCACAGGGGCAUUAUUAGACACAGCUCCUGUAUAAUAGUGGCAGUUUUGGUACUGUAAAAUAAAGAGGUUUAAAGUGGAGUUGAUGGAGUCCCUCCCUCUCGAACAUACUCCAYCUUGCUGCUGGAAUAGCAAUUCCAAACUCCGCGUUGGAAUCUGUUGGGUGGUUCAUUCCAGACUGCUGGGAAUGCUCAGGAUUUCUCACACAUCCAUCCUGUGGACAAUUUGCUGUGAUCUCAGUAGUGUUAACUGUUAGGGGAGUUUAACUGGAAAACCUCAUUUGCUUUAGAGGGAUGUGUUGUUCAUGUAGAUUAACCUAGAUUUUUUUUUCUUUUUUUUUAAGUUCAGCAUUGAUGUGUAUCAUGUAAUAUUUGUAAUAUUUUUUUGCCAUAAACCGAUACCUCAGUCAGCAUCUCUUAACUUCAGCUCCUUGAAACUGAAUAUUUGUUUUCCUACCUGGCAACAGGAAGCCUCCAGAUGUGGCUGAGCAGAGGAAACAAAAGUUUCUGAUCUGCUUUGCAUCACAGUCACUACUUC
Malurus melanocephalus (red-backed fairy wren) is the source of this 6466-nucleotide messenger RNA. RefSeq names its product vitamin K epoxide reductase complex subunit 1 like 1 (gene VKORC1L1). The transcript has 3 exons. Lineage: Eukaryota; Metazoa; Chordata; Aves; Passeriformes; Maluridae. Gene Ontology annotation, molecular function: vitamin-K-epoxide reductase (warfarin-sensitive) activity. The record is from RefSeq and is a predicted model, not a curated record. Gene Ontology annotation, biological process: peptidyl-glutamic acid carboxylation; vitamin K metabolic process. The coding region runs from base 41 to 571 and encodes 176 amino acids.